AUGGUAUGGGAUGAAUUUUCAUAUUCCGUGGAACAGAUGAAAAAUAAAGCGGUGACGACGGUAUUCGCCAAGAGUAACACGAAGAAUUUACUACCCGGUGAGGAAGCACUGUCUGUUGAUGAAAAGGCUGUACGGUUUCUAAUUGAUGAGUCAUCUGAUGACGUCGGUCUUCUAGCGCCAGAGUCUAGCGAAGCAUCCCUUAUAAUGGGCAUCCCCAAAUUUGUAGCCAUGGAAAUGUCGCUUUCAAAGUCUUCCCGAAGUCGCCAACCAGAUUUAUACAAUCUUUCGGACAAGGGGCGUCACAAUCAAUACUUGAACACCGUCUUCCUGGCGUUCUCCUCAAAGUCAAAUUCAGCUAUUGAAUCUACUGCUUUACAAGCUGAAUAUAACGGCAAAGAGCCAAAGUAUGAUGAGCAAGUACCUUACAAGGCCGAGGAUGCCGUAAAGGAAGAAGAAUCGGCCAGUGAAGAUAAUGAAGAUGGAGAUGAGGUAGAUAAGUGUAUUGGGUCAGAAGAGAGAAUAGAGGACGCCUGCGGUGAGGAGCUACUGGUAGGAGAUUGGCGAGAAAAGAUAAUUCCACCAUUGCAUGCAGUGAAUUGA
Molecule: messenger RNA, 600 nt
Organism: Opisthorchis viverrini
Lineage: Eukaryota; Metazoa; Platyhelminthes; Trematoda; Opisthorchiida; Opisthorchiidae
Exons: 1
Coding region: 1-600 (199 amino acids)
Source: RefSeq, a predicted model, not a curated record